Molecule: messenger RNA, 723 nt
Organism: Prorocentrum cordatum
Lineage: Eukaryota; Dinophyceae; Prorocentrales; Prorocentraceae
Source: the annotation of a GenBank genome assembly
ACGCAAUCUGAUUGGGACAGCAGUUGCUCCACUCGGGUGUGCGGCAGUUAACAGGGAGGCCUCAGCUCCGGACCUUCGUACUACUGCGGGGGCACCUGGAAUGGGAACAACAACUGGGGCAGCAACUACGAGGGCCCGAUCGUCAACACCGACACUGAGACUUGCAAGCGAUUGUGCGGUAUGAGCGGGAGCAACAAGUGCACGGGUUGGACCGUGACCAACAACAACGAGUGCUACCUGAAGACAAGCGUCGGGGACAUGCAGAGCGAUGCGGGCGUUCAGGGCAGCGGCUACUGCUACCCCAGCUGCGGGGACCAGCAGAACCAGCAGAACAACGAUGGGCACAAUUACGAGGGCCCGAUCCAAGUGCAGAACGCAGAGUUCUGCAAGGUGAGGUGCCAGGCUUCCGGGGGCCAAUGCAAGGGCUGGACUGUGACCAACAACGGUGAAUGCUACCUGAAGGAUAGCGUUGGGCCCAUGAGGCCUGAUGGGGGGGGGAGUGCAGGCCAGCGGCAGUUGCUAGCCCUGCGCAGCGAAUGCUUUUGCCCCACGCUCCUCUCGCGAGGUCUCGUGCCCGCGAAGGUCAGGGCCAACAGCGGUGGCCAACAGCGCUCAACCGCGUACAGAAUGCAUGUCGGGUAGUUUCCGCACGGGCCCCUCUCAGCUCGGAGUUCAGACAUCCACAGCAAACAUCGGCAUGAUCAUGCGAAAUCGCAAUCGCAC